CGCGUCAUUCUUGGCCAGGAAAUAGCCAUCAUUCAAAACUACACGUCGUCCAUCAACUGAGAUCCUACACAAUAAGAACGCCGUUGUUUUUGUAAGAAAAAGUUGCCUUCAAUGUUACGGCCUAGACCAGGAACACACACCAAGUAGUCCAGUAGAUGCUGAGCCUGCACUUCUUUUUUCAAAGAAGCCCAUCAACGAUAAAUUUGAAAGUCACACUACACUUCCACAAAUAGCCCAUUUGCGUUUCUAUCUCAACAACCAACAUGUUUGAUGAUAUGCCACACUGAAGACAAGAGAAGACAAGAGACUUGCAAUUUGGAUGAAGAGAAAGAAAUGAAAACACCAUGCCCCCAUUUUAGGACCCCAUGAAUGGUGAGUGUGCACUUAAUUAAUUUACCAAUCAAUUAGGAUCCAUUCCACAAAGAUCUCAUCCAUGCUCUUUACAUGGCAGAUAACCAUCUUCACACAGUCCUUAGAAGCUAUAAAAUGAAAUACACAAACACACGCACACAUUUGCCUUGAGAAACCAUUAAAGUAUUAAACUAAGAUAUUUAUCAAUUUCCAUGGAUGCUUAUUCUAUUUCCAUUACUGACCAAGAUGUACUAAAAGAAGAGCCAGUAAUUCUGGUUUCUCCUAGCAACCCAACACCACAAGAAACUAUUUUCCUUUCCAACAUUGACCAAGCAGUAGCUUUCUCAGUUGAAACGCUCUUCUUUUUUGAUGUCUCUUCUACCAAGUACACUUCCUCAACAAUGGAUAUCUCUGAAAGGGUGAAGAGAGCAGUAGCUGAAGUGCUUCUUGUUCCUUACUAUUUCAUGGCUGGCAGGCUUAAUUUCAACAAGGACACUAGAAGGAUGGAGCUUCUGUGCAACAAUGCUGGAGCUUUGUUUGUUGCUGCAACUUCAAGGCUUGCUUUGAAGGAUCUUGGAAAUCUCUCUCUCCCUAAUUCUACAUUUCACCAUUUCAUCCACCGUCCUGGCCUAUACAAAAGCCUUGCAGAAAAAGCACUUCUCACCAUUCAGGUUACAAGAUUUUCAUGUGGGAGUUUCUCAAUCGGGUUUAUGACAAAUCAUGGUAUUGUUGAUGGUAAAUCAGCUGGUGAUAUGUUUGAGAAUCUCGCGUCUAUUUGCAGAGGUGAAGGUCUAAAAGCCAAAGUUGUCCACAAUGAUAGAACUUAUUUAAAAGCAAGAAAUCCUCCUAUAAUUAAAUACCCACACAAAGAAUAUGUAAAUCUAAGCGAGAUUUCAUCUCCAGCCUCUUUCUUCACUGCACCAGACCAAUUAUCUCCUUCUCCAUUGGUUUUCGCUAACAAAUUUAAAUACAUCCACAAGCUCUUUUCUUUCAGUCCUGAAAUGAUCAAAUCACUAAAAGGAAAAGCCCAGAUCACUUGCACAAGCUUUGAAGCCAUAGUAGCUCAUGUAUGGAGAGCAAGAAGUAUGGCAGUUUUUGACAACUUAGAGGAGUAUUCAACCGUUCUUUUUGCAGUGGACAUAAGGUCGAAAAUUUCACCAAAUUUACCAGAUGGGUUCGUUGGAAAUGGAGUGAUCACAGCAUUUGCGACAGCAAAAGUGGGUGAUUUGGUGAAGAAGCCACUGUCCUUCAGUGUAGGGAAGAUGAAAGAAGGUAGAGAAAGAGUUACAGAUGAGUAUAUCAGGUCAGUGAUAGAUUGGCUGGAGGUGCAUAGAGGGAUUCCUGCGACACGUAAUGGGAAUUUCUAUGUGUCAGCUUGGUGGAAACUUCCAUUUAACGAGCUUGAUUUUGGGUUUGGAAAGGCUUCUCAUGGAGGACCAGUGUUGGGUGGGAAUGAUGAAUUUGUGCUGUUGCUUUCUGAUGGAAAGAGCAUGGAAAAUGGAGGAGGAGGGAUUAACGUUUGGAUGGGUCUUGAACAAGAAAAGAUGAAGAGAUUCAUGGUUCACAUACUUGAGAUAUGAUAUCUUAAACACAAAAAUAUUACAUUUCCAUGAUGAUUUUGAUUUGUUCAAGUUGAACUAUGUUUUCUAUAUAAUUUGACCACAUAAUAAUAGCAUCAAAAGCAAGAAAUAAUUACUUAUUUUGAAUUUCUAAUUUAAA
This is a messenger RNA of Hevea brasiliensis (rubber tree), 2070 nucleotides long. RefSeq names its product acyltransferase GLAUCE-like. Lineage: Eukaryota; Viridiplantae; Streptophyta; Magnoliopsida; Malpighiales; Euphorbiaceae. The record is from RefSeq and is a predicted model, not a curated record. Bases 564 to 1931 code for a protein of 455 amino acids. The transcript is spliced from 2 exons. Gene Ontology annotation, molecular function: acyltransferase activity, transferring groups other than amino-acyl groups.